Molecule: messenger RNA, 873 nt
Organism: Penicillium riverlandense
Lineage: Eukaryota; Fungi; Ascomycota; Eurotiomycetes; Eurotiales; Aspergillaceae
Product: glutathione S-transferase family protein
Exons: 1
Coding region: 1-873 (290 amino acids)
Source: RefSeq, a predicted model, not a curated record
AUGGCCGACUAUGAACCCGUUCAGUUCUUCGACAUCUUCUCCGAUCAACCAGGUCUGCAAGCUGCCCCGCAAUCGAACCACCGAACAUCCAGACUAAUGCAAUUCAUCCCAGGCGCCUCUAAAUCAUGGUCCCAUAAUACUUUAAAGAUUCGAGCAGUGCUCAACUUCAAGGGCGUACCCUACACCCAGAGCUGGAUCUCAUACCCGGAUAUCGAGCCCCUCGUCACCGGCUUGGGCUUGCCGCCUAAUGAACAGGGAAGACCAUACACCCUGCCAGCAAUCAUUCACAAGUCCUCAGUGACCUCGAACCCCAACGGAGCCAUGAUGGAUUCGCUUCCGAUCGCCAUACACCUCGACAAGGUAUUCCCGUCCCCGCCGCUAUUUCCAUCUGGCUACGCCAGCUACGCACUGGUCAUCGCCGUGGGCAAGAUCGCGAGUCUUCUGGAGCCCGGGUUCCGGCCAUUAAUCAUCCCGCGCGUGGCGGACCAUCUGGACCCACGGGGACAGAAAUACUUCCAUGAGACGCGGUCUGCGGCCCUUGGGAAGCCCUUGUCGGAGAUGAGGCCGACAGACAAGGAGAGUUUGGACAAGAUGUGGAAGUUGGUCGAGACCGAGUCCGCGCCGCUGAUUAAAAUGCUAAAAGGAACGGAGGGGAAGAAAGGACCGUUCUUCGAAGGCGAAAAGCCUGGAUAUGCGGAUUUGUUGUAUGCUUGCCAACUCGCUUUUAUCGAGCGUUUCGAUAAGGAGCUCUUUGAGAAGUUCUUGAGUCUAGGCAAUGGUGAAUUCAAAGCGUUGUACAAUGCUUGCUUGCCCUGGUUGGAGGGCCAGGGCGAGGACAAGGAGUGGCCGAUUCCCCAGACUGCCUCGUCCUAA